Molecule: messenger RNA, 1470 nt
Organism: Lathyrus sativus (Indian pea)
Lineage: Eukaryota; Viridiplantae; Streptophyta; Magnoliopsida; Fabales; Fabaceae
Source: the annotation of a GenBank genome assembly
AUGGGUGCGGCUAAAGAUGCUAACGACGUUGACGAUGGCACUUUGGAGAUAGGAAUGGAAUACAGAACUGUAUCUGGAGUUGCUGGACCAUUGGUCAUUCUCGAGAAAGUUAAGGGACCUAAAUAUCAAGAGAUUGUCAAUAUUCGUCUAGGAGAUGGAACUACCAGACGUGGACAAGUUCUUGAGGUUGAUGGUGAAAAGGCUGUUGUUCAGGUAUUUGAAGGUACUUCUGGGAUUGACAAUAAAUUUACAACUGUGCAGUUUACUGGAGAGGUGUUAAAAACUCCUGUAUCACUUGACAUGCUUGGGAGGAUAUUUAACGGUUCUGGAAAACCAAUUGAUAACGGUCCGCCAAUUCUACCUGAGGCUUACUUGGAUAUAUCAGGAAGUUCCAUCAAUCCUAGUGAGAGAACCUAUCCCGAGGAGAUGAUACAGACAGGAAUAUCUACAAUUGACGUCAUGAAUUCUAUUGCUAGAGGUCAAAAGAUCCCUCUAUUUUCAGCUGCCGGUCUCCCCCAUAAUGAAAUUGCUGCUCAGAUUUGUCGUCAAGCUGGCUUAGUCAAGCGAUUAGAGAAGUCUGAUAAUCUUCUUGAGGGAGGAGGAGAAGACGACAAUUUUGCCAUUGUUUUUGCAGCUAUGGGAGUUAACAUGGAGACUGCACAAUUUUUCAAGCGUGACUUUGAGGAGAAUGGCUCAAUGGAGAGAGUGACUCUUUUCCUUAACUUGGCAAAUGAUCCUACAAUUGAGCGUAUUAUCACCCCUCGUAUUGCUCUUACUACUGCUGAAUAUUUGGCUUAUGAAUGUGGCAAGCAUGUUCUCGUGAUACUCACAGAUAUGAGUUCUUAUGCUGAUGCUCUUCGUGAGGUAUCUGCUGCCCGAGAAGAGGUGCCCGGAAGACGUGGUUAUCCUGGUUAUAUGUAUACAGAUCUUGCAACAAUUUAUGAACGUGCCGGUAGAAUUGAGGGGCGUAAAGGAUCUAUUACCCAAAUUCCAAUUCUAACCAUGCCUAAUGAUGAUAUUACACAUCCAACUCCUGAUCUUACCGGAUAUAUUACCGAGGGGCAGAUAUACAUUGAUAGGCAGUUGCAUAAUAGACAGAUAUACCCACCGAUCAAUGUCCUUCCAUCACUAUCUCGGUUGAUGAAGAGUGCUAUUGGGGAGGGAAUGACUAGAAAGGAUCAUUCUGAUGUGUCUAACCAGCUCUAUGCAAAUUAUGCCAUUGGAAAGGAUGUCCAGGCAAUGAAAGCUGUUGUCGGAGAAGAAGCACUUUCAUCUGAGGACUUGUUGUAUCUGGAAUUUCUGGACAAGUUUGAGAGGAAGUUUGUCGCCCAGGGAGCCUAUGACACCCGCAAUAUAUUCCAGUCUUUAGAUCUUGCGUGGACUUUACUUCGGAUUUUCCCACGUGAACUUCUUCAUCGUAUUCCAGCCAAGACUCUCGACCAGUUUUACAGCAGAGAUGCUGGUAAUUGA